CAGGGAGCUGGCUGGGAAGGGUGGCUCCCACCGCUUCAAGAAGCGAUGGAUUUUUAAGGUCGGUAUGGAAGAGUACGAAGCUUGAUAGCAACCAUUUAAAGGGAGCAGUGGCCGUAAGCAAUUGUUGGGCAUCCUCCAUCAUAGUAGCUAGUGGUGAAGCCGCGGCAGACAUCUUUACUAAUGCUCCGCGGGCGUUCUUGACAGCUGUACUGCCGAGUGAAGCCUCCAGGUUGAGGGCGGAAACGAGGACUGCUGGACGCUGGCGACAUCUGUAGUUGUAGACUCACGUGGAAGUGGCGCUCAAAAUGCUGCGCCGCGAGGCCCGCCUUCGCCGGGAGUAUCUGUACCGCAAGGCCCGCGAGGAGGCCCGGCAAAGAGCACAGGAGCGGAAGGAGAAGGUUCGGCGCGCGCUCGAAGAAAACCGCCUGAUUCCUACUGAACUGCGCCAGGAGGCUCUAGACUUACAGGGGUCCCUGGAAUUUGACGACGCUGGUGGUGAAGGUGUGACCAGCCAUGCUGAUGAUGAAUAUCGAUGGGCAGGGGUUGAGGAUCCCAAGAUCAUGAUCACUACUUCCAGAGAUCCUAGUUCCCGCCUGAAGAUGUUUGCAAAGGAACUAAAGCUGGUAUUCCCUGGUGCUCAGCGCAUGAACCGAGGCCGACAUGAGGUAGAAGCACUGGUGAGAGCCUGCAAAGUCAACUGCGUCACUGACCUCUUAGUUGUCCAUGAACAUCGAGGCACACCUGUGGGGCUCAUUGUCAGCCACCUGCCAUUUGGCCCCACUGCUUACUUCACACUGUGUAACGUCGUCAUGCGACAUGACAUCCCGGACCUGGGAACCAUGUCAGAAGCUAAGCCCCACCUCAUCUUCCAUGGCUUUUCCUCUCGUCUGGGCAGACGGGUGUCUGACAUCCUCCGUUACCUCUUCCCUGUGCCCAAAGAUGACAGCCACCGGGUUAUCACCUUUGCAAAUCAAGAUGACUACAUCUCAUUCCGGCACCACGUCUACAAGAAGGCAGACCACUGCAACAUAGAGCUGACAGAGGUUGGGCCUCGCUUUGAGCUGAAGUUAUACAUGAUUCGCCUGGGGACACUGGAUCAAGAGGCUACAGCAGAUGUAGAAUGGCGCUGGCACCCGUAUACAAACACUUCACGGAAGAGACUGUUCCUGAGUGCUGAGUGAGCUUACUGGCUAGUCAGAGUGUGAACUUGGAAAUUAAAGGGGAGAGUUAUCACAAACAGGCUUUCUGAGCCCUGCGGUGGGAUAGUGGGGGCCUACUAGGGUCAAAAUAAACACUGUGUCACACUGCCCGCA
This is a messenger RNA of Cavia porcellus (domestic guinea pig), 1313 nucleotides long. It is a transcript of the gene Imp4, whose product is annotated as IMP U3 small nucleolar ribonucleoprotein 4. Bases 306 to 1181 code for a protein of 291 amino acids. NCBI's taxonomy places the organism in Eukaryota, Metazoa, Chordata, Mammalia, Rodentia, Caviidae. The record is from RefSeq and is a predicted model, not a curated record. Gene Ontology annotation, cellular component: small-subunit processome; nucleolus; Mpp10 complex. Gene Ontology annotation, biological process: rRNA processing. The transcript has 10 exons. Gene Ontology annotation, molecular function: rRNA primary transcript binding; snoRNA binding.